Molecule: messenger RNA, 2062 nt
Organism: Culicoides brevitarsis
Lineage: Eukaryota; Metazoa; Arthropoda; Insecta; Diptera; Ceratopogonidae
Product: GATA zinc finger domain-containing protein 10-like
Exons: 2
Coding region: 49-1662 (537 amino acids)
Biological process (GO): regulation of transcription by RNA polymerase II
Cellular component (GO): nucleus
Molecular function (GO): DNA-binding transcription factor activity, RNA polymerase II-specific
Source: RefSeq, a predicted model, not a curated record
CAAGAAUUAAUUUCGUGAAUAUUUAGAUGUUUUUGCGGAAUUUACACAAUGGGAAAGCGCAAGAGACCUGCUGAAGCCACUGCAGUCCAGUACGAGCAAGCGCCCAGCAGAGGAAGAAUCGUGCAAACGGUGCAGGACAAGGCUGGAAACCUUUAUUUGCAAAAUGACUCGGGCCAGCAAUCAGGUCACCACCAAAAUCAAACGACAACUACUUACUAUCAAAUCCACACAAAAGUCCAGCCCGCGGAGAAAACUGGCACUGUGAUACAAGAACAUCGAACUGCGGGCGGCGGCCAAACACAUCUGACGCAAGUUGUUCAGCAGCAGCAGCAGCAACAACAACAACAGACGCAGCAGCAGCAGCAACAAGACGCGAAUGUUACUUUCAAAUGCAUCAAAUGCGAUUUAAUUUUCGAGUGCAAGGCGGAUUUCAUGGAGCAUUGCAGCCAAUACCACUACUUUGCCUGCGACUUUUGCACCAACAGCAUCUUUGACGACUUGAUUCAGCUAAAUUACCACAUGCUGAAGCACAUGAACAAGAAUUUCGUGUGCGAAAAAUGUAACAUGAUGUGCAACAGCACGGACGAGCUCAAAACGCACUUGGGAGGCCACAUCACGAUUUACGACAAGAACGAAGUGGUGUUCGCCAACAAUGGACAAACGAAUGCUCUGAGUGACGACACGUUGAUUGAGCAUCUGUCCUCCGAACUGGACCAAACAAUCACGAAUACGGUGAAAGUUAAGCCGCAGUGGUACCGAUGCGGCGUGUGUAAACAGGAUUUUAGCGAUUCGAAGACACUUUUUAAACACAUGAACCAGGUGCACAUCAACAUCCAGACGCAAAUGAUCCAGCAACAAAUGGCAAAUCCCUCGCCACCGCCCGCGACAACAACUCAGGUCCAAAUUUCGCAUCAGCAACAGCAGCAGCAGCAACAACAGCAACAACAACAGCAGCAACAGCAAUCCACUCAACAGGCGACAACUCUCCAGGAAAAUGUCGUUUACACGAAUAUCGACUCCAACAACAUUUUCUACGACGAACGUACGGGCCAGUACUACACAAUCGCGCUAAUGGACAACGCAUCGCCUCUGAGUGAUGCCGGCGGCAGUGGCCAGUCCGUCAUCGAGUACGUACAAGACACGACGAGUUUGCAACAAGUGCAACAACACAUCGAAUACAUCGAAGACGGCCAUCAGCAGCAGCAGCAACCACAAGAAACAAUCAUCAUCGAGGACGAGUCGCAGCAUUCACACAUUUCCCAACAGCAGCAACAACACAACAAAAUUUCACAUUCUACCAACAUUCAGCAAAACCUCCAAGCGAAACAACAAAUACAAAAUAACUCAAGUGCCGCUCAAGCGCCCGCAAUCAGCACGGAUCCGCCACCUCUAGUUCAAAUAACGCGCGACACAGACCUCGAGGAACUUAUUCCGACGACAACUCUCGUGGCCGAUGCUCCAACCAACCCGCAACAGCAGCAGCAGCAAAAAGUGACGAAGCACGAGAGCACGACGACACAGACCAACCACAAGCAAUCUGGCGGCGUCACGAAAUGCGAAAAUUGCAAAACGGCAUUCGUGAAGAAAUUACCGAAGCAAAUGUUUUGCCAUAAUUGUGUGACAAGGAAUACAUCGGCAACAACGGCAGCUAAUAAACAUUAAAAAAAAAUUAAACGACAAAAAAUGGUUUGUCGCAAAAGUUAGAAGUAAAAUGUGAUGCAGUAACGAUGCAGAUAACCUCAUAUGUCGCAUCACUUAUUACAACAUAUUUUACAGGACUCAUUGAUUGUGAGAUGCUUCAGAUUUCCUUUAAAUAUAUAUAUAUUUUUGAAACGAACUAUACCUAUACAGAAAAAAGGAACGUUACUAAAGUAAUGCAAAACAAAAUAAGAAGAAAAAAGUAUUUAGCAAAAUAAACUUAUUAAAAAAAAUUGUUACAAUCAGUUGAUGUUUUAGAAAUUAGUGAUAAGGAAAAAAAUCAUAAUACAUUUCUUAUAAAUAUUAUUUUAUUUUAUUAUAUUAUUAUUAUUAAUUUUACGACCUAUUUUUAUUGAUAAACAAU